This is a messenger RNA of Ophidiomyces ophidiicola, 1026 nucleotides long. RefSeq lists its product as uncharacterized. The record is from RefSeq and is a predicted model, not a curated record. The transcript has a single exon. Bases 1 to 1026 code for a protein of 341 amino acids. Lineage: Eukaryota; Fungi; Ascomycota; Eurotiomycetes; Onygenales; Onygenaceae.
AUGAUACAAGCCCUAGAAGAGAAGGAGAGCAAGCGCGGCCAAUCAGACGACGUUGGUGAUCUCAUCGCUGGGCUGCCACUGGCUGCCUGCGAUCCUCCGCCCCGUCGACACGAGUGCGGGCCAGCCCUGCACCAUGCGCAUUGCCACGUCGUACAAGGCAUCGACGUUGUCGACGCCGUCUGUGGCGGGGAUGUCGAGCAGGUGUGCGAUGGGCUGCCGUCCCAGCUUGGUGUAGUGGCACACGACGAAUUUGAAAAAGCUGGAGGGCAGGAAACUGGCCUCGGAGAAGUCGACGACGGCGACGCGGCGCUGGUGGUCGAUGAUAAAGUUGCCGUGCCACAUGUCGCCGUAGCAGAAGACCAUGGGCUCGAGGGCCAGGUGACAGACUCGGCGGGUUUUCUUGGUCACGGUGAGGAACUACGGGCGGGAUACUUAGUAUCUACAGGGCAGACGACGCGGUCGACGGCGGGCCACACGUACCAGGUUCAGGUGGUCCUCGAGCUGCUGGACAUUCUCGUAGUGGCGCGGGGCUUCUUCUUCGUCAAAGAGCGGAUGGCGGAUCAGGCCGUUGCUGAUGGCGCACGGGCGGUGCGCGGGAGGGACGGGGAUGCGGACGAGUUCAUUGAGGGCCAGGGCCACCUGGGCGUAGACGGCGUCGGGGUCAUGGGUGGCGUGAAGCAGCUCGCCGGCGGUCUUGCCUGGAAUGUAUUCCAUGACGAUGUACGAGCAAUAGUUGAUGGCGCAGGCGUAGAAGAUGGCGGGAGCUCGGACGGGGGAGUUGCGGCGGCGCAGCUCUCGAUGGACGAGGACCUGGGCAGGCACUUCGGGCCAGAUGACAGAGCCGCCGUACUUGAUCCAGAGCACGGGGCGGUCGCGAGGGAGGGCGAGCCCCAUGGGGAAGUGGCGCGGGUGCUCUUCGGUGCAAAGAGUGAGGAGUUCGCUGGCGGUGGGGAUGUGCACGCCGGGCGGGGGGUCGAGGCCCCAGUACUCCUGUUGGAGGGACAUGAGAUGGAUGUUACGGAGUAG